AUGGCGUUCUGGAGUCGAAGGGCUCCGUUCCCGAGCUGUGUGCGCGUGCGCGGAGAUAAAAGCAAGACAGGCGCGCGGCGGGGGCGGCGCGGCACUGUGAGCGGCGGGAUGGCGCGGGCUGGAGCACGGUGUACAGCGGCCGUGGGUUUGGCGCUGCGGCUACUGCUAGGCCUCGGGCUGGGGCUGGAAGCUGCCGCAACUCCGGCCUGGUCUCUUACCCCGACCUCGGCGGUACCCUCGUUGCAGGCCGCAGACCCCAGUACAGGCUCGUGCCCAUCCGCCAGCUUCCAGUGCCGCACCGGUGGCGUCUGCGUGCCCUUCGCCUGGCGCUGCGACAGAGAUCGCGACUGCUUGGAUGGCAGUGAUGAGGACGAGUGCAGAAUCGAACCCCCCGGCGUCGAGCCGUCGCCACCCACUGGCUGCCUGGGUGGCCAGGGUAAGAGCCCCCACAACUGCAGCCCCCGGCCCUGCCCUGCAGGCGAGCUGCGCUGUGCGCUGGGCGGUGCCUGCAUCCCACGCACAUGGCGCUGCGACGGCCACCCAGACUGCCCGGACUCCAGCGACGAGCGAGGUUGCGCUAUUGAUUACUUACGGCUCAUUGCAGGGACUCCUGAGACCCUUCAGGGAAGGGACAACCUGGAUGUGACCUUGGAAAGUGUCAGCUAUGUCAGCAGUGCCGAGGACCAGGACUUGGGCCAGAACAACAUGGUCCCCACAGUGACCCUGGAAAGUGUCAGCUAUUUCAGCAGUGCUGAUGGCCAGGACUCGGGCCAGUCUGAAAACCAAAGUGCCCUAGGGGUCAUCGCAGCCGCUGCCGUGCUAAGUGCUGCCCUCGCUGCUGCUGCCCUCCUAGCGCUGUGCCAGCUCGUAGGUCCAGGACGUCACUUUAAGGAAUCCUUGCUGUUGUCAGAGAGCAAGGCCUUCCUGCUCUGA
Chrysochloris asiatica (Cape golden mole) is the source of this 933-nucleotide messenger RNA. It is a transcript of the gene CD320, whose product is annotated as CD320 molecule. Lineage: Eukaryota; Metazoa; Chordata; Mammalia; Afrosoricida; Chrysochloridae. The record is from RefSeq and is a predicted model, not a curated record. The coding region runs from base 1 to 933 and encodes 310 amino acids. The transcript is spliced from 6 exons. Gene Ontology annotation, biological process: cholesterol homeostasis; receptor-mediated endocytosis involved in cholesterol transport. Gene Ontology annotation, molecular function: protein binding. Gene Ontology annotation, cellular component: plasma membrane.